Molecule: messenger RNA, 1533 nt
Organism: Saccostrea echinata
Lineage: Eukaryota; Metazoa; Mollusca; Bivalvia; Ostreida; Ostreidae
Exons: 1
Coding region: 1-1533 (510 amino acids)
Biological process (GO): protein polyubiquitination; proteasome-mediated ubiquitin-dependent protein catabolic process
Molecular function (GO): ubiquitin protein ligase activity; zinc ion binding
Source: RefSeq, a predicted model, not a curated record
AUGCAUAAAGUGGUCCUGUACCAGGAACUUGCGUUAGAAAAAUGUCAUCGUCAUCCAACUAAAGCAUUAGAUAUGCUGUGUGGGAAAUGUCAGGACCCACUUUGUUAUAAAUGUGCACUGACUCCAUACCAUAGGGAACACAAUUUACUGGAACUUGAAGAAAUCCAUUUAAAAGAACUACAUGCAUUAAAGAUCAAAGCAUAUUUCCUGCCUGCUUCAAAAGGCGUUCUUGCUGAAAUCAAAGACGAUGUCAUAAAGGUAGAGAAAAGAAUUGACGAAAUAAAGAGAGUUAUGAAGGCAGAAGCUAAAGCUGUCAAGUAUGAAGUUGACACAAUAUUAUCACAGAACAUGAAUCAAUUAGACCAGCUAGGAAAAGAAAUUCUUCAUGACCUUGACAUCCAAAAGAAUGUUAUGGAUGAUUAUAUAUUAUAUCUUAAUGAAAUUUUAGACAACGGUGUACCAAAACUGCGAUAUCAAGAGCAAAGAACAGAGAAGAUAGAUGCACCGAAGCCUAUACCAGAUACAUUUAAGAUUGACCUUCCAAUAUUCACUCCUGCACAGUUCAACAGAGAUGAUAUUUUGAUUUUAUUGGGUAAAACUAACACUUCAGCAGUGGUAAGGGAAAAAAGAAAUGUUAAUAUUGAGAACCAACUUUAUACUGAUAAGUCAUUCUUUAACGAGGAAUCUUAUGGGAAAAAGAUCGAAAAUCCAAGGAAGGAGAAACGGACAACUUUGUCUUCCUCUAUCAUUCAAGUCAGGGAUAUCACUGUACCAGGUUUGUGCUACACUUGCCACAUCUCGCUAGAUAAGUCAAAUAGACUUUGGGUCAGUGAUUUAAAUGGUCACCUCAUCCAGACCAAUCUUCUUGGGACCCAAGAGAGGGCAGUUAAAGGAAGUGCUAUAGGAGCAGCUAACCACACGGUGUCUGAGGGUGGGGAUCUAUUGUUUAUAGACAACCAAAAUAGUACAAUCCAAAGGCUCACACCUGAGAAGAUGGUAGAAUUCAUCACAACAAAGGACUGGAGACCUAUUAGUAUCUAUUCAUCUCAAAUCAAUGGGGACGUACUGAUUGGAAUGAUUACAGACAACGAUGCCAAAGUGAUACGAUACAAUAAGACCGGAGAGAAAAUUCAGGAUAUAAAGAAGAAAGGAUUGAUUCAUAAUCUCUAUGAGUUUCCAGGCCACCUUACGGAAAAUAUUAAUGGAGAUAUUUGUACUUCAGAUUGGGGCACAAGAGCAGUAGUGGUAGUAAAUAAAUCAGGCAAACAUCGAUUCUCCUACACCGGUCAACCACUGCAAUCAGAAUUCUGGCCCCGUGGGAUCUGUACUGAUGUCCUUAGUCAUAUCCUGGUGUGCGAUGAUUACAGUCAAUCUGUCCAUCUUAUGGAUCAGGAUAGCAAUUUCCUGUCCCUCCUUAUAACACAAGAAAAUGAAAUUAAAAGACCCCGUUCUUUGUGCAUUGAUGAAGAGAGCAAUUUGUAUGUGGGAGAGUAUGAAAGUAACUUAGUUAAAGUGUUCAUUUAUCUAGAAUGA